Molecule: messenger RNA, 1653 nt
Organism: Molossus molossus (Pallas's mastiff bat)
Lineage: Eukaryota; Metazoa; Chordata; Mammalia; Chiroptera; Molossidae
Gene: HABP2
Product: hyaluronan binding protein 2
Exons: 13
Coding region: 1-1653 (550 amino acids)
Biological process (GO): blood coagulation; proteolysis
Molecular function (GO): serine-type endopeptidase activity; calcium ion binding
Source: RefSeq, a predicted model, not a curated record
AUGUCCGACCUCCACGUCCUGCUGCUUCUGGCUCUGGUGGGAAAGUCAGCCUUCGGGUUCUCCCUGACGUCUUUACUCCCAGACCUGGACCCAGAUUGGACUCCUGACAACUAUGAGUACAGCUAUGAGGAUUUCGCCCUGGAAGAGAACACCAGCAGUACUGCCCACGACCCCGAGAAUCCUGAGUGGUACUACGAAGACGACGAUCCUUGCCUGUCCAACCCCUGCAAACACGGUGGAGACUGCCUUGUCCAUGAGGAUACUUUCAAGUGCAGCUGCCCGGCCCCUUUCUCUGGAAGCAGGUGUCAGGAUGUGCAAAACAAGUGCCAGGAAAACCCAUGUGGCCUGGGUGAAUGCCUCAUUAUUGAGAGUCCUCCUUACUACCGCUGUGCCUGUAAACACCCUUACGGGGGUCCAGACUGCUCCACAGUGGUUCCUGCCUGCAGGCCGGACCCCUGCCAGAACGGCGGCACCUGCUCUCGGCACCGGCGGAAAUCCAAGUUCACCUGCUCCUGUCCCAGCCAGUUCAAAGGCAAAUUCUGUGAAAUAGGUUCUGAUGACUGCUAUGUGGGUGAUGGCCACUCUUACCGAGGCAAAGUGAGCAAGACCAUCAACCAGCACGUGUGCCUUCACUGGAACUCCCACCUCCUCUUGCAAGAGCAUUACAACACCUUUAUGGAGGCUGCUGAGGCCCACGGGAUUGGGGAGCACAACUUCUGCAGAAACCCUGAUGGAGACAAAAAGCCCUGGUGUUUCAUUAAAGUAAACAGUGCGAAAGUGAAGUGGGCGUACUGCGAUGUCUCAGCCUGCUCGGCCCUGGACAUUACUGACCCCACAGAGCCCCUGACCAGGCUGCCGGGCUUUGACUCAUGCGGGAAGACUGAGAUAUCAGAGCAGAAAAUCAAGAGGAUCUACGGCGGCUUCAAAAGCACGGCGGGCAAGCACCCGUGGCAGGUGUCCCUGCAGACCUCGCUGCCACUGACCGUCUCCAUGCCCCAGGGCCACUUCUGCGGGGGGGCACUGAUCCAUCCCUGCUGGGUGCUUACCGCGGCCCACUGCACUGACAUAAAAACCAAGAAUCUCAAAGUGGUGCUAGGGGACCAGGACUUGAAGAAGACAGAAUUACAUGAGCAGAACUUCGGGGUGGAGAAGAUUGUCAAGCACAGCCAUUAUCACGAACGAGACGAGGUUCCCUAUAACGAUAUUGCUUUGCUCAAGCUGAAGCCCGUGGAUGGUCACUGUGCUGUGGAAUCCAAGUAUGUGAAGACCGUGUGUUUGCCUGAUAGUCCCUUUCCCUCCGGGACUGAAUGCCACAUCUCUGGCUGGGGUGUUACAGAGACAGGAAAAGGCUCCCGGCAGCUCCUGGACGCCAAGGUCAAGCUGAUCACCAACACUCGGUGCAACUCUCACCGACUCUACAACCACACGAUCGACGAGACCAUGAUCUGUGCGGGAAACCUUCAGAAGCCUGGACCGGACACCUGCCAGGGUGACUCUGGAGGCCCUCUGACCUGUGAGAAGGAUGGGACCUACUACAUCUAUGGGAUCGUGAGCUGGGGCCAGGAAUGUGGGAAGAAGCCAGGGGUCUAUACCCAAGUGACCAAAUUCCUGAAGUGGAUCAAAGCCAUCAUCCAGAGGGAUCCGAGCGUCUAA